AUGAAAAUAAAAGAUAAACCACUAUCUGAAUUAAGUGACCCAAAAUGGAUAUGUGACUUGGCAUUUCUGGUCGAUCUUACAGGCUAUUUGAAUGAUUUAAAUUUUAAACUUCAAAAACAAGGACAGUUAGUAAAUGAUUUGUACAGCCAUUUGAAAGCGUUUCAGAUCAAACUACGCUUGUGGGAGUCACAGAUGCUGUCUGGUAACAGUUACCAUUUCAACACGCUCUCUGCGUAUGAAAAUAUUCUUUAUGCUCAAUAUGCUGAAGAACUCAAGUUAUUGUCGGAUCAAUUUUCUAACAGAUUUAUCGACUUCAAGAACAUGGAAGACUGUUCCAGUUUAUUUGCUACUCCUCCAAAAUAUAAUGUACAAAAUGCUCCAAUACACUUACAAAUGGAGUUGAUCAAGAAAACACACUCCUAG
Parnassius mnemosyne (clouded apollo) is the source of this 423-nucleotide messenger RNA. The record is from the annotation of a GenBank genome assembly. Lineage: Eukaryota; Metazoa; Arthropoda; Insecta; Lepidoptera; Papilionidae.